AUGUCCAAAGAUCUGACCUUUAUGGGCGGGGAGAUGGGCGGACCCAUUAAUUAUCAUUCCUCGGCGUACAAACGGCCCGGCAACAACAUUUACAUAACGCGCCGCAUUGGCGAAGCUGUCGAGCUGGAGCCACAUCUGCGCACGCCGGUGGAUGGCCAAGGCCCGAUUGCCAAUCCUCAGUUCCGGCCCAUGACGAACCAAAUGCUGCACCAGCAGCAGCAGCAGCAACAGCAGCAGCAGCGCCAGCAACCCGGUUUCUUGCAACAGCUUUUUGGCUUUGGCGGCUCUGGAGGCGGCGGUGGCAGCAAUGGACCCACAGCUCCACCUCCACCUCCACCUCCGCCUCAGGCGCAUAUGCGGCCAGUGCCGCUGCAGCAGCCGCCGCCACACUCUCAGCAGCAGCAGCAGCAGCAUUUGGCGCCACAUGGCAGCCCGCCGGGCACAUUUCGAGCCGUUUCCGAAAACGACCUGUAUCUGCUGGGCGCCAUCGAGAAGCUUGUCUAUCGUGUUGAUUAUUUGGAAAGUCGCGUGCGACGUGCGGAACAAUUAAUCUAUUAUCUAAUGGCCGGCAACAACCAGAAGGAAGUGCGUGAUCCCUGCCCUGCGAAUUUUACGCGCAUUAGUGACAAUUGCUACUAUAUAAAUAGCCAGCACCAGGUGAACUGGAAGACGGCAAACACCGCCUGCAAGGGACUCUCUGCACACCUGGCCGAAUUCGAGAAGGUGUCCGAGAACGAGGAGAUUAUGGCCUAUUUACUUAAUCAGCCGGCGCAUAGGGGGCGCGAUUACUGGCUAGGUGGUCUCAAUCCGGGUCUUUUGUGGAUUUGGUCUAACUCCGCCAAGCCCGUCAAUCCGAAUACGAACCUCACAUCAAUAGCCAUGUCACAAAAGGCUGACAACUCAACGGCCGCCAAUCUGGUGGACAGCAGCGAGGAAACGACGGACGACAACGAUGUUCUCAACAAUACAGUGCAAAUUGAGGGAAAGGGACGCUGCCUGCGUCUGAGCUACAAUGCGGGCAAGCACAGCUAUGUGUACUACGGUCAGGAUUGUACAUCCAGGCAUUAUUAUAUUUGUGAGUACGAGGACAAGACGCUGGACAACAAGAUACAGAAGAUAGCGCGCGACCUAAAGCUCUUUGAUUAA
This is a messenger RNA of Drosophila montana, 1146 nucleotides long. RefSeq lists its product as uncharacterized. Bases 1 to 1146 code for a protein of 381 amino acids. The record is from RefSeq and is a predicted model, not a curated record. Lineage: Eukaryota; Metazoa; Arthropoda; Insecta; Diptera; Drosophilidae. The transcript has 2 exons.